AUGCACGAGACGUUUUCAUACGAAGCGGAGACGUCCAUAGCAACUGGGGACGGUCGCGAAAGUCGUGUCGCACCGCACGCGCUCGUGCGUGGUUCAGUGGCGCCGGUCAGUGGUCACGCUGUCGUAUGCGCCCGCGCAGCACCCGCUUUUAAAAGACGAUGGGCGGCGCGCGCGCAACCCGCCACGCCCCGCGCCGCGCUCCGCCCGUACUGUCUACGAAAAUUCACCCGAAAGUCACAACUGUCCUUUUAA
This is a messenger RNA of Leptosia nina, 252 nucleotides long. The record is from the annotation of a GenBank genome assembly. NCBI's taxonomy places the organism in Eukaryota, Metazoa, Arthropoda, Insecta, Lepidoptera, Pieridae.